Molecule: messenger RNA, 1733 nt
Organism: Colletes gigas
Lineage: Eukaryota; Metazoa; Arthropoda; Insecta; Hymenoptera; Colletidae
Gene: Arp3
Product: actin-related protein 3
Exons: 6
Coding region: 82-1335 (417 amino acids)
Biological process (GO): Arp2/3 complex-mediated actin nucleation
Cellular component (GO): Arp2/3 protein complex; actin cortical patch
Molecular function (GO): actin filament binding
Source: RefSeq, a predicted model, not a curated record
UAAGCGAGGUGUGGUUUAUCGAAACUAGCAAGAACUGAAUUUGAGUGUCAAUUGUUGUUAAAAUAAAACGAAUAGAACAAAAUGCUCGGCCGUCUUCCCGCGUGUGUAAUUGACGUAGGCACAGGCUACACAAAGCUGGGCUUUGCUGGCAAUAAAGAGCCUCAGCUUAUGAUACCAUCUGCAAUUGCUAUUAAAGAAACAGCAAAAGUUGGAGAUAGCAAUGCCAGGAGGAUCACCAAAGGUGUCGAAGAUUUAGACGCUUACAUUGGGGAUGAAGCUUUUGAAGCCACUGGAUAUUCUGUAAAAUAUCCAGUUAGACACGGGCUAGUAGAAGAUUGGGAUCUGAUGGAAAAAUUCCUGCAACAAUGCAUUUUUAAGUACCUCAGGGCAGAGCCUGAGGAUCAUUACUUUUUACUUACAGAACCGCCGUUAAACACUCCUGAAAAUCGAGAAUACACUGCAGAGAUAAUGUUUGAAUCGUUCAAUGUACCAGGUCUCUAUAUCGGAGUACAAGCUAUGUUGGCAAUAGCUGCCUCCUGGGCAACUAAAAGUGUAGAAGACAGAACGUUAACGGGUGUUGUUGUCGAUAGCGGAGAUGGAGUAACGCACGUAAUUCCAGUUGCAGAAGGUUUUGUCAUUGGAAGCUGUAUAAAACACAUUCCUAUUGCUGGACGUGACAUUACAUAUUUUAUACAAAGUUUAUUAAGAGAACGCGAAAUCGGAAUACCGCCUGAACAAUCGUUAGAAACAGCUAAAGCGAUAAAAGAAAAGUAUUGUUACAUAUGUCCAGAUAUAUCAAAAGAGUUCGCUAAAUACGAUAGCGAUCCUACUAAGAUAAAAAAAUAUGAAGGUAUCAACAGUAUUACCAAGCAGCCUUUCGCUGUGGACGUUGGAUACGAAAGAUUUCUUGGACCGGAGAUAUUUUUUCAUCCAGAAUUCUCUAAUCCAGAUUUUACGACACCCCUGAGCGAAAUCGUGAACGACGUGAUACAAAAUUGCCCGAUAGACGUUAGGAGACCGUUGUACAAUAAUAUUGUAUUGUCGGGUGGUUCUACGAUGUUCAAAGACUUUGGUAGACGAUUACAACGUGAUAUAAAACGAAUUGUCGAUGCGCGUCUUAAACUUAGCGAAACAUUAAGUGGAAGUCAUAUUACGCCAAAACCUAUAGACGUUCAUGUUAUAUCGCACUCUCGACAACGUUGCGCGGUAUGGUAUGGCGGUGCUGCAUUGGCGGGUGAUCCUGAAUUUUACAGGGUCUGUCACACUAAAAAAGCUUAUCAAGAAUACGGUCCUGGAAUAUGUCGUUAUAACCCCAUAUUCCACAGUAUGGUGUAAAAAAAAAAUAAAACAUCCAACUGGCAUUCAAGAAACAUCAUUACAUGGACCAACGGUCGAAAUUUAACGUCAUUAACGACUCUGUUAAUAAUUUAUCUGACUACAAAUUUUUUCACUUACGGAGAGGCUACAUUUUAUAAUAUAAACUGGGCGUUUUCACUGUGUAAUUUCUUAACCGAAAGAAUUACGGGGAAUGCCUCAGUGUUAUACUAGGAAACGCACACGAAGAUGUUCUCAUGCUCAUUGAUUAUUACAUUAUUAUGUAAGAAAAGAUAUUUGCAUUUAAUAAAGAAACAGGAUAGAUUAACUGAAAGAGAGAAGGUAACGUUCCAUUAGCAAAAAUUGUUAAAAAUAAUUGAUAAAAAUUAUAAUACAACGCAAUUGUAUAGAUAUGUACA